UCGGUUACGCAGGCUGUUAUCAAAUCGUCGUGAAAUUUCAAAUUUGUGAGUCCAUUUCAGUUCUGCAGGUGAAGAACAACCAUGUAUUCAAACUCAAGCCAGUUCGACGGCAACGCCGCCUUCUCCGGCGGCGGAUUCAUGCCUUCUCAGACUACUCAGAGCGCCGACCCUUCCUUCUUUCCCUCCAAGAAUCGCGAUGCUCAGGCCUUGCUUCCUCUGACAGUGAAGCAGAUCCACGAUGCGUUUCAGUCAAGUGACGAUAAAACCAAUUUGAUUGUCGAUGGUGUGGACGUUAACAAUGUUACUCUUGUAGGAAAAGUGUGCAACAAAGUUGGACGAAUUACUGAUGUUACUUUUGUGCUUGACGAUGGUACUGGGAGGAUUGAGUGUAAUAAAUGGCUUCAGGAAGCUGCUGAUACAAAUGUUGCAGAGGGUAUCUUGGACGGGAUGUAUGCGAGGCUCCAUGGACAUUUGAAAGGUUUUCAGGGUAAAAGGACCUUAAAUGUUUUCUCUUUUAGGCCAGUGACAGACUUUAAUGAGAUAGCCAACCAUUUCAUUGAGUGCAUAUACGUACAUCUCUAUAAUACCAAGAUACGGGUUAGUGUCCCUAAUCAGCAAAAUGUAAUGAAUUCCACACCAAUCACUCCCACGAAAGGUUAUCAAACUCAAGCUGUUCCACCAUCAAAUCAGUUCUCUGGUCAACAGAUCAAUGGUCAGAAGAGUGUUGAAGAUAUGGUCUUAGAUGUUCUGCAUUUUCCCGCAAACAGGGCAAGAAUUGAGGGAGUCCCUCGUGAUCUUAUAGCACAGAAUCUGGGAAUUUCUUUGGAUAAGCUCAUGGUGGCUAUUAAAAGUCUUAUUGAAGAAGGUGUCAUUUAUGAAGCUAUAGCUGAUCAUUAUAAGUCAACCAUCAAUGGUUGAUACCUGGACGACAACAUCAAUUUUGCCAGAGCCAGAGUAUGCUCAUCAAAUUUGGGUAAAUAUAUAUGCUUUCUAGUGUUGUUACAUAAGCAAAACAGAAGUUCUGCUUGAUUUUGGUCAACUUGUUUUUCUUUCCCAUGAUAAUUAUAUCAAUACUAUUAAUAUAGGUGAUACAUUUUUUUUUUUGUGUGUACACAUUCUGUUAACUGUUUUGUUUCUUGGCUUCCAAAACUCUUUCUUUCCCAUAUUUUUUAUUUAGUUUUAUUUUUCUUCUA
This is a messenger RNA of Cajanus cajan (pigeon pea), 1193 nucleotides long. Its product is annotated as replication protein A 32 kDa subunit A. Gene Ontology annotation, biological process: nucleotide-excision repair; double-strand break repair via homologous recombination; DNA replication. The record is from RefSeq and is a predicted model, not a curated record. Lineage: Eukaryota; Viridiplantae; Streptophyta; Magnoliopsida; Fabales; Fabaceae. Gene Ontology annotation, molecular function: single-stranded DNA binding. Gene Ontology annotation, cellular component: nucleus; DNA replication factor A complex; site of double-strand break.